AAAGACAGCCACAGUACUCUCUAGGGCAUCCACCGUUAAACUUAAUAAAUGGAGGGUAACGAUUUCAUAUUGAGAAAACUUCGAUCAUGGUAGAUAUAGCUUAUAAUAUUGUUGCCCUAAUUUCUGUGACUUUCCUUGUGCCCUCAAAUGAAGUGGUUCGUCUGAGGUAGAAGUUGAAGGCUGGUUCUUGCAGUGCCCCCAAUCCGCAGGGAUGCCCUCUGAAAACAUUCUCUCUCUUCUUUGUAUGCAAUUCUUCUCCUUGAAAUCUCUCUCUCUGUACAGCGCCAUUACUCAGGUAACAUGCCAGAUCUCUCUCAACUAGAUAUAAGAAAUGAAUCUCCAUAAGAAACUCGCCCUCUUUCACUUCCUGAAAUUAUCCAAUAUCCAUAUCUCCACAUGCAUUGUAACCCUAAAUUCGUUUGCUCCAUUCUCUUCGAAUCUCACCAAACGAGAGACAGCAUUACCAUUCCCCCUUGCUGAUUACUUGAUCAAGAAGCAUGGGUUCUCUAAGGAUAGCAUCCUUCCAGUCUGUGCCCAACUAGGCCAUGUUAGAAGCCACAAGGAAGCUGAUGCUACAGUCUCUUACUUCAAGGAAUGUGGUUUCUCUCAGACCCAAAUAGAAGAAAUGCUAAAAAGAAGCCCAAGAGUCUUGAGAGCUAGUGUGGAUAAAACCCUAAAGCGCAAGCUAAAGAUAUUUCAGGAUUUGGGCCUCUCUGGCGCCAGAUUGACCAAUUUAAUCUCUAAUGAUCCAGGCAUUCUAUGGCGUGGCGAGGAACGAUUGUGCCAUUUGAUUGAGUUUCUCAAACUUGUUCUUGAAACCGACGAUAAUGUCUAUAGAGCAAUUAAGCAUUCUGGUUGGCUUCUAAAGACAGAUUUGAAGAAAACCCUGUUGCCUCUAACAAACUAUAUGCAGAGUUGUGGAAUCAGUCUCUCUCAGAUAGCAAAAUUGAUAAUGAAGUUUCCUCGAGUUCUAGUUUUGAACCCUGACUUGGUCAAGAGUGUUAUACAAAGGGUUGAUGAAUAUGGCUUUAGUCGAGAUGCAAGCCUGUAUGUUCAUGCUAUUGGGGUCAUGAGCUCUUUGACUAAAGAGAAAUGGGAGGAAAAGAUUAAGUUAUUUCAGAGUUUUGGGUGGACUGAGAAAGAUGUAAUUACUGCUUUCAAAAAGGCACCACAUGUACUGUUGGUUUCGGAAGAAAAGAUUCGAUGUGCUAUGGAGUUUUAUCUGAAUACUCUCAAAUUUGACGGCCCUUAUAUGAUUCUUCAUCCCAAAUUGCUUAUGUUCAGCUUUGAGGGGAGAGUGGUACCCAGGCAUAGAGUAGUGGAACAUCUAAAAAGCAAGCGACUUCUUCGUAAAUCUCCGAGCCUUUCAACUGUGUGUAAUCUGACAGAGAAGAGUUUUCUUAGUAAGUUUGUGUAUGAAUAUCCUGAUGACGUUGAAGAGCUCCUCAUAAUUUACAGGGGGUUCUGACCUUUGACAUUGUAGUCUUGUUUCAUUGUGAUAUAGAAGCUAUUUCUAUCUGUUGUGACUGAUUUUUGUUGCAGAGUUAUAGAUGUUUUUUCUUUCAGUAAUCUAUCAGGUAGAAUCCUUUCAGAUCUCUGUGAUUUUGGGGAUUGAAGAAGAGCGUAAGGGUCAUCCCUGGGAAAGAUGGGUAGCUUUGCAUGGUAUUAUGUUGGAUUUUCCCCCUCUGUGGGAUCCGGGUAUUGAAGUGUCGACUGUAUUGCAUUAAAGGAAAUCAAGUAUAAAAAUGUGCUUCUUCAAAGGAAGCUAUGUACAUUAAAAAUUGGCUCUCCCCUGAGGGGGACCCCUUUGUAUAACACCUCCAAGGGUGGGAGAAGACAAGAGAGGGGAUUCUAAAGAAUAAGAAGUGACUGAGUCUAAAAAAUCCACUCAAUCGCUAGCUGAGGUAGCACCAGCCUUGGCAAGGGCAUCUGUGUUUGUGUUACUCUCUCGCCAAAUGUGAUUCCAGAAGUGAGAGAGGGAGCUUGUCAGGUGGGAAAUUUCAGCAGGUACCAAGGGCAAGCAGUGGAGCCUGAUGCCCAGGUGAUAGUAUUCCGAGAGUCAUCUUUGAUUAUUAGUCCAGGGCUCCAGGAAGGGUUGAAUAGUUUGAGCCCUUCGAGGAGGGCAAGCGCCUCUGCUAAUUGGGCAUCAGCAUGGCCAAUGGGUUUCGAGAAAGAGGCCAGGAUAGAACCUUUGUGAUUUUGGAAGGAGCAGCCAUCAAAAUUCCGUUCAACUAGGCUACACUCAGGGGUCUCCAGAGUGAUGCACGAGAAGGUUGCUGAUGAUCGAGGUGGAGUAAGGCCUGCCAGUUCUGAUGGAAUGCCGAGGAUGAGAAGCCUUUGUAUAGAGGGUGAUUGGAGGCCCAGAAUAUGACCUGGGAUUUGAUGUUGUCAAAAGGGCUGUUGGGGAUGAGGAUGAUGUGAUUCUUCGUUUUCACUGAACAUGGGAUUCGGGCCUGCCCCUAGUUGCGGGUCUACAAGUUCCAAACCUCUAGCCUCUAUGAUAAAUGAAGUUUGACUGGGGCUAAGGCUGCAGUCAGGAAGAGGCAAUUUUUUAAGAUAAGUUCUAGACGAAGUGUAAAACUGUGUAUUUUCCCAAAAAUGGGUUACAAGAAUCUUGCUAAAUUUUCAAAAUUCUGAUUGGUGCAUCUAGUUUGUAGCGCCCUCAAAUGUCCUGUUGUUUUCUCCUGUUCACAAGUUUUGUGUGUUUCUGGAGGAUUGUUAUUCUAGAGGAUCUACCUUGGAAAAUUCGUUGAUUUCAUUCCAAGUUUUCAACUAAA
Molecule: messenger RNA, 2777 nt
Organism: Amborella trichopoda
Lineage: Eukaryota; Viridiplantae; Streptophyta; Magnoliopsida; Amborellales; Amborellaceae
Product: transcription termination factor MTERF15, mitochondrial
Biological process (GO): regulation of DNA-templated transcription
Molecular function (GO): double-stranded DNA binding
Source: RefSeq, a predicted model, not a curated record